Molecule: messenger RNA, 3309 nt
Organism: Eimeria acervulina
Lineage: Eukaryota; Apicomplexa; Conoidasida; Eucoccidiorida; Eimeriidae
Exons: 4
Coding region: 1-3309 (1102 amino acids)
Source: RefSeq, a predicted model, not a curated record
AUGAAGGAGCCCAACUCAGCAGGGGGAGGGUUCAGGGGGGCCCCUUCUCCCUCAGCAACCACAGGAGCAGCAGCAGCAGCACCUCCGUCUCCGUCUUCGUCUUCAACAGCAGCGCCACCAGCAGCAACAGCAGCAUCAGGGGCCCCUUCUGUAAGCCGUUUGUCUGUUGGUUCUCCAUGUAUAAUUCUUUCUGCUUCGCCUUCUCCUUCAUCUUCUCCUCCCUUCACAUCUAUGCCAAACCCUAAAUCCUACGACAUUCAGGGGCCCCCCUUAUCUCAGGGGCCCCCCUUAUCUCAGGGGGCCCCGGUACCCCAGGGGCCCCCCGUUCCCCAGGGGCCCCCCUUAUCUCAGGGGCCUCUCCGUACGGGUCGCGUGGCGUUGAGGCCUCAGAGCAGCCAAACGACUGCCUCAGUAUCAACACGUGGGGGGCCCCCAAUGGCAGGGGCCUCAGCGGGAGGGCGAGGGGGGCCCCCUUCUUCAACAGCUGCCUCGCGAGGCCCUGAUGGAGAUGGGGGGGGGGCCCCGGGGGCCCCUGGAAGCCAGGGGGCCCCUGGGGGCCCUGGGGCCCGGGGGGCCCCUGGGGCCUCUGGAGGUCAGGGGGCCCCUGGGGGCCCCCACGACAUUGGAAGACUAGUGGGCUCUGCUUCUAAUGAAGAGGGUUUGUCUGCGUUCAAGAUACCCCUCUAUAAAGAUGAAUUUCUAGAUAAGGGCCUCUGGUUAGUGGCGGGGCCCCUCCCUGAAACAGUAGCGUUAAGGGGGCCCCUCUUAAAAUCUAUACGGAAGCUUGUUGAGGGUACAAGGAAGCCAAGGGGGGGGCCCAGGGGGGGCCCCCAUGCCUUAACAGCAGCUAAAGCAGACGCAUUGCUAAGAAAACUUGAUGCUCUUGCGGCGCAAGAGGGGGAUACACCGAAGCGUCCUCGCGCUUCUCGCCGGGCAGCAAUGUGUGGGGGGCCCCCCUCGCAACCCUCAGCUUAUUCUGAGGGGGCCCCCAAUGAAGCUACUUCGGGGGCCCCUCAGGGGGCCCCCAGGGGCCCCCCAGGGGGCCCCUCGGGUGCAUGCAGCACCGGUGGAGAGAAGAAAAUUGAUAUCAAGGAGGCUGGGAGAGAGAGAAAGGAGUUGGAGGCCCUUGAGGUCUCUUUGGGGGCCCCUGAAGCAUGCGAGGGGCCCCUCUACGUCUCAGUGCAGCGGUUGCCCCCGCUGCAGCAGCAGCAGAGGCGGCAGCAGGAGGCUCCUGUCUUUAGCGAAGGAGACAGACAAAAACUCACAGCGCAACUGUGCGAGUCUGCUGCUGCCCUGUUUGAAGCUGCUGAUUGUCUUGCAGCAGAUUCUGUAGGGUCUCCUGCUGCUGACUUCUCCCCCCAGGCCUCCGCUUCGGAGGUGGAGCGGAUGCUGACGCGCAGCUGCUUGCUGGCGACGCCCAGCCCCUUCCUGUUGAACCCAGGAGACGGUGGUGGGUGGAGGGCCCCGCAGCAGCAGGGGCCCCCCGAGGCUGCUGCUGCUGCGGCUGCUGCUGCUGCUGCUGGCUACGUGGGGGGGGCUCCCAAGGUUCCCCUGUCUGUGCUGCUGCAGCAGCAGCAGCGAAAUGACCCCAACUUUGGCGAAGUUUACCUAUCCCUGAAAGCCCCUUCUUCAGAGCAGCAGCAGCAGCAGAAGCAGCAGCAAGGGGAGCAGCAACAGGCGCGGGAGCCUGAGCAGUCUGCGGAGGCCCAGCAGCAGCAGCAACAGGAAAGCAGCAGCAGCAGCAGCAGCAGUGCUGGUGUAUUAGGAGGAGAGCGAGGAGCUUCAGGUGCUUGUUUGGGGGGGUUGCUGUGCCGCUGCCCUUCGUCUCGCUGCCCUAUUUCUGCUGCAGGUAUUUUUGAUGCUUUUUCUUCAGUGUGCUCCUCAGAAGAAGAAGAUAUGGCUGAUGGAGUGCCUUAUGAAGAAGCAAAUGACUUCUCUCAGCUGUAUAUACACCGCGGCGCUGUCUCUUGGCUUCAACCCAGGCUAGGAGACCCCUUGGGGCUUUCUUGUACAGCGCUGCAGCAAACAGAAGAAGAUGCGUGCUGGGGCUUGCUGCUCGCUGCUCCGAUGCAGCUGCAGCAGCAGCAACACCAGCAGCAGCACCAGCAGCAGCACCAGCAGCAGCAGCAGGCUGCUGCUAAGUGGAUCAGGAAACAGAUUCGAAUACAGAGACAAAAAAGAAGGAGACAGUUGCUGCUGAGGGCCUACCAGCUAGAAAGAGCAGCAGCAGCAGCACAGGGGAACUCUGCUGCUGCUGCGCUGCAGCAGCUAAACCCGCAAGAGCAUAAAGAGCUUAACACUAUAUACAAACUGCUGCUGCAGCAACAAAAAAUACAACAGGCCGCGAGAAAACGAAGGCAAGCACUGGCAGCAAAACGCAGGCAGCAGCAGCAGCAGUUGCAGCAGCAGUUGCAGCAGCAACAGCAACAGCAGCAGCAGCAGCAACAGCAACAGCAGCAGCAGCAGCAGCAACAGCAGCCGCAGCAGCAGCAGCAGUUGCAGCAGCCGCCGCAGCAACAAAUGCAGCAACAGCAGCAGCAAAUGCAGCAGCAGCAGCAGCAGCUCCACUGCCAACGGGAACAGCAAACUCCGCAGCAUCUACAGACGCAGCAACAGCAGCAGCACAUGCAGCAGCAGCACCAGCAGCCACAAAUGCAGCAGCAGCAAGGGCAAGUGCAGCAGCAGCAGCAAAAGCCCAACUCUGCUCAGGACGCCCUCCAGGUGCUGCAGCAACAAGAGCAGCAGCCUUCUCCAGAGCAACAGCAGCAGCAGCAACAGCAACAACUUCAAAGGCACAUGCAACAGCAGUACAUGCAGCAGCAGCAUAUGCAACAGCAGCAUAUGCAGCAGCAACAUAUGCAGCACCAACACAUGCAACAGCAGCGGCAACAAAUGCAGCAGCAGCAGCAACAAAUGCAGCAGCCGCAGCAGCAAGUGCAGCAGCAGCAAGCGCAGCAGCAGCAAGUGCAGCAGCAGCUGUUACUGCAGCAGCAGGUGGCGCAGCAGCAACUGCAGCAGCAACACUUGCUGCAGCCGCACCAACUGCAACAAGCGCAGCAGCAACGGCAGCCAAGUUCAAAGGAGCAGCAGCAGCUGCUGCAGCAACACAGCCCCCAGCAGCACAUCCUGCAGCAACAGCCGCAGCAGCAGCAGUUGAUGCAGCAGCAGCAGCAGCUUCUGCAUCAGCAGCUGCAGCAGAAACACCACCAGCCCCUCCAACCUCUUCAGCAACAGCAGCAGCAGCAGCAGCAGCAGCAGCAGCAUGGAUCAGUUUUAGGUGUAGACGGGCCCGGGGGCAACAGGCUAUGA